Messenger RNA from Fopius arisanus, 5014 nucleotides. Its product is annotated as monocarboxylate transporter 13. Gene Ontology annotation, molecular function: monocarboxylic acid transmembrane transporter activity. Lineage: Eukaryota; Metazoa; Arthropoda; Insecta; Hymenoptera; Braconidae. The transcript has 5 exons. The coding region runs from base 389 to 2257 and encodes 622 amino acids. The record is from RefSeq and is a predicted model, not a curated record. Gene Ontology annotation, cellular component: membrane. Gene Ontology annotation, biological process: transmembrane transport.
AAAUGGUCUCCAGCACUCGGGCAAAAACACCAAUCACCCCAGUCUGGCUUGGCUACUCUUGGUGACUAGGUACCAGUGAUGACUUGGAAACUGUUGUCUUUGGUAUCAUUGGCCUCAGUAUACAAUACCAUAGUGUGAGGAGUGGAGGAAGGAGGAGUAGACGAAGAAGACGCAGAAGGAGAGCCAGAGGACGAGAGUGGAAACACCAUCCGAGUAUUUCUGACCCCUCGGGAGUCGUCGGUGACCAGUCUUGGUGAUCACAGCCCACUCUCAGCUCUUCCAGGAUCUCCACAUCUCCACUUGGUCCAUUCUGGAGACAACAUCAGAAUCACUCGGACGAUUGUAUAAAGUCUAGAGUUUCGUAUUGACGAAUUCCGUGAGAAGGAAAAUGGCUCGAGGAAAAAUGACGAAAACAAAACUAGUUCCACCGGACGGUGGAUGGGGAUGGGUUGUCCUGGUAUCAGCGUUAUCAGUGAAUUUCCUGAUCCCAGGAACCGUAAAAUCCUUCGGUGUCCUCUUUGUUGAGUUUCUCCAGGUCUUCAAGGCAUCACCCACGUCAGCAUCCUGGAUGCCUGCUCUCUGCUACUUCCUCUACAGUUCGCUGGGACCACUAUCCAGCGUUCUCUCCAUGAAAUAUUCCUAUAAAACUGUUACGCUAAUCGGUGGAGCCUUUGCCGCCAGUGGAAUGAUGCUCAGUUACUUCGCAACUUCCGUGUCCUACCUUUACAUUAGCUAUGGAGUUAUGGUGGGCAUUGGUGCAGGCUUGACUUUUCCACCGACUGUUUACAUCGUAACCGGAUAUUUUGAGAGACUCCGUGGUUUUGCCACUGGCCUCUGCAUCUCCGGAAGUGCAAUUGGAACAAUUGUUCUUCCACCGUUCCUGCAGUUUCUCCUGAAUCACUUCGGCCACAGAGGGGCAGUAUUGAUAAUGGGUGCAAUUACCCUGAAUACCCUGGUGUGUGCCUUCCUCUAUCAUCCGGUGGAGGAGCACAUGAAGGAAGUGCCCAUUGAAGGAAUCGACAAUGAGGCAUUGACUCUUGAGGAGCAAACAAAGUCCACCCAAAUGAUAAUCGAAAAUAUAAACGAGAUAAAGCCAGCGAUUGUAGCACCUCAAGUGCACCUGGCAGAUCUCUCAAAAGAGCUAGAGCGAAAACUCAGUGUCACCGAGACACCGGGACCAGAAGCCCCAACGGAGGUGAAAUCUGAAUCGAAAAGACCGGAGGAUUUAAAGAUCGUCCUGGAAGACGUCGAUCUGAACACGAAGAAUAGCCUGGACGAGUCGAAAGAGUUGAACGAAUCGAACGAGUCGAAUGAGUCCAACGAAUCCUCAGAACCUGAAAAAGAAGUGUCAAAAACAAUGACAGGUGUCAUGACCCCACCCUUGAGUCGCGCUAAUUCAACGAGAAAGAGUGUAAAGAGUGGAUUCCACCUGUCCCGUCAGCACAGCAUUGUCUCGGAUAUGGGACCGAUAGCUCUGACUCCUCGCAUGAACGUUCCCAAUAUGUUCAGAAGACUCUUCAAGACUCAGGAGAGGAAGAAGAGAAAAUCCAGGAGCAAUGCCAAAGCAGAGAGCCCGGAGGUGGCUAAAGAGUCAUCUAGGAAAAACUCCAACACAUCAGACAGCUCCAGCACCGAGAGCACAUCAUCCAGGAAGUUCUUUGACUUGUCUGUUCUCAGGGAUCCUAUUUACCUCGUCAUCUUGAUAUCCAACUCAACAUCGGCCAUCAGCAACACGAAUUUCAUGAUUCUAUUGCCAUCGUACGCCAUCUCCGAGGGAUUUGACAGGAAUUCAGCUGCUCUGCUCCUGUCCAUUGUCUCAGCACUCGAUCUUGUUGGGAGAAUUGGUGGAGCUUCGUUAUCGGAUAUUGAUUUUAUACCAAAGUAUUAUUAUUUUGUCGGGGGAUUGGGCCUCAGUGGAAUUGCCCUGGCACUUCUACCGAUGGCCACGACCUACACCAUGCUCUCGUUUUUCUGUGCUUUGUUUGGUCUGUCUUCUGGAAUGUACAUUGGAAUUACUACUGUUAUUCUUGCUGAUAUGCUGGGGACUGAGAAGUUGAGCUCUUCUUAUGGAAUCUCUCUGUUUGUUAAUGGAGUACUUCAGCUUAUUGGGCCUCCUGUCUGUGGAGUUAUAUAUGAACAUGUGGGGACUUAUAAACCCAUUUUUCUCGCUUUUGGAAUUAUUCUCAUACUGGGGACUGCUCUCUGGGCUGCUGUUCCCAUUAUCAGGAGGAACAAGAAGGAGAUCGAUGUGGCUUGAGGGAAGGGCUGGGAAAUUCUGGUCCUCCUAGGUUCAGGGAGAUAUUUCACGAGGGGAAAAUUCAAUUAGAAAUUUAAUGAAUUCGGGGAAAAAUUUCACGGAAUUUCUGGGGUUUUCUGAAAUUUUAUUAGUUUAUUCUUCUUAUCAUUUUAUCAAGAAGAUUAAACAAGAAAAUUUGAAAAUAUGGGGAAUGAAAAUUCUAUAAAAUAGUUUCAACGAAAUAUUUCAAUCGAAUCAUUCGACUGAUUGGAAAUUUGAGAUAAUUUUUCAACGAAUUCGAUAGGUUUUUCUGUUAAAUUCUUUCACUCGUGUGUACAAAAUUUUGUAAGGAAAGCCUAGAGUUAUUGUAUUGGAGUUUGGGAACAUUUUUGGACUGGAGAUGAAAAUUCAACAGGUUUACAUUUUUAAUUAGAAAUUCCGAGAGUGAAAUGCAAGAGGAAAAUGAGAGAUUGAAUUUUUUCUAUAGGAAAAUAUUGAAAAAUUUGAGGUGAAAUUGUAAAAAGGAAUAUCUGAAGAGAACUCUAAUAGAAUUUCUCGGAGGAAGCACAAGGUCUUUCUAUAACAUUUUUUCAUACGUUUUUAGCAUGCCAUAUGGAAGUUAAUUCAUCUUAUUAUCGUAAUAUUCGUUUCAUUAUUUCAAUUCAGCGUUUUUAUCAUUUGUAUUUAUGUCUAGUCAUGUAUGUUAAGGAAUUGUACAAAAAGUAUGGGGUCUUCAGGCGCUUCGAGUGCUCAGAGAUAGUCCGUCCAUUUCGGGGGGGAUUUAUUUGGAUAGGGAGCUUGGUCUCUCAUCUGCAUUUCACAUUUUGCAACUUUUAUCAAAUGAAAAAUCGUCAGAGAUUAAAGAAUAAUAACUGAAAUCCAAUCUAACGUGUGACUAUCAUAAGAUAUAAAUUAACAGAAAAAUCUGGCAUUUUCCGGAAGAAAUUCUAUUCAAUCCAAUUAAUUAUUAUUAAUCUAUUCAACAAUCUAUUAAUAUUCUAUUUAUAAAUCAAUGGAUAUAGUCAAUAGAUUUUCAAUUAUCUACAAAAUUUCUUCAACGUAAAUUGUCCUCGUCGUUAAAUAGUAAACAGAUAUAAUUGUUUUAGAGAAAAUUAUUAACAGAAUUAGCAGAAGAAAGUAAUUGAAAUAUUUAAUAGAAUUUCUUAGAGAAAGUCAUAGGUUUUUCUAUUAAUUUGUUUACAUGAAUUAGAAAACUCUUAUAAACAAAAUAUUUCAGCGACGUUUAAAAAAAUAAAUAAAAAAACGACUUGUCUGGCCUCAAUGCCAUUCAUCAGAGACUAUAAAAAAAACUCGGAUGUGAAUGGACUAAUGAGAAUUUAACGAUUAGUGUAUUCUUAUGCUGCACUAUUAUGUACUCAAAAUAAAUUAAUAAUAAUCGAAAAUAAAAAUCAACCAGAAAUUUAAUUAUUGGAAUAAGUGAUUGUUCGAUAUAUUGACGCUCUUCAUAGAUCGAAUUUUUUUUUAAUUUCAUUAAUUGAUGUUUAAUUAAUAAAAAAUAGUGCCAAAUCUUUUCAUCGAGAAUUUUGCCGAUUUUUUCGGCCUCUGGGAGCCCCGGAAAAUUAUAAACAAUUAAUCUCUUAGUAUGACUCACUGUCACUUUAAUUAACUGCACUGGUAUGACUUAGAUUAAUCAUAAUUAAGAUGUAAUGGAUUAUUUGAAAAUGUCUCUUGUGAUUGCGUGUCGUACGUGUCAAUGAAUGAAACUUUAUUUUUUCCCUGCAGUUUUUUUUUUCUCUUGCAACUCUUGACUUCUCAGUUUUAUACAUUUUUAAUGAGAAAUGGUAGGAGUAAACAGGAUGAAUGCAAAUAAAUAAAUUGAGUGUAUUAUUUCAUUUCGAAUAAUAAUUUUAAUGAAUUACUGAAAAUAAUAUUUCAUCAACCAUCUCCUAUAUCCAUAUCUACAAGAAAAAAAAUUUCUUCUCUUCAACUCUAUGAUCGCAAUCUCUACUUACAACCAUUUACAUGGCAAAAUAAUUAUUCACUUGUCUGAAAAAGCACCUUCAAUUAAACUGAAUUUUACAGUUAUUUUCAUUUGAAAAAUUCACGAAUUCCCGUGGCAUUGGAAUUUUUAGUUAAUCAAUUGGGGAAUUAACAAAAAUAUCAGUUUCAUUUUAAUUUGGAAGUAAAGGAAAUUUAACUAUUUACAAAUUUGUUCCACUGGACAAUUCUGUCCUUUUUUCAAUCUUUCAAUUCAUAUUUUGGCUACUGAUAGUCACGCGUGAAUAAUUUCAACAGAAAAACGAAUUUAUCAAGAAAUUCUAUUCGAAUUCUCGAAAAAAUCACAUUUUGUUAAAUUUGUUGUAUCAUGUCUUGACUUUCCAAUUAUUUGCACUGUAUUUUUAUUUUCCUCAUAAUAAAAUUCAAAAAAUGGAAAUUCUAUUCUAGUAGAACUCUUGAAGAACUUCAAUAAAUUUUUAUAAACUUCCAAUAGAGAUUCAAUAGAAUUUCUUGUAGAAACUGUCAGGUUUUUCUAUUAAAUAUUUUCACGUGUAAUUCGUUUGUGAAUUCUUAAUUCAUGAUCUACACAUUCACAUGAAUCUAAUUAUUACUCAACAUUUCGCGCAAUGCAGAGGAAAUAGCCGUCCACCGAUAAAUUUUUUAGUUGAAUUCAAUGAUUUGUGUCUUCUGAGAUAUUGUGAUUGUUUCAUUGGACAAAAAAUAAUCACCUGAACUAUUUCAACAAUUCUAACUUUAUGAUGAUUCUUCUUACAGCUAGUCAUUUCUCCAUUGCUUUAUAUACAUUUAAUAAUUUGCACC